Cinara cedri is the source of this 8902-nucleotide messenger RNA. NCBI's taxonomy places the organism in Eukaryota, Metazoa, Arthropoda, Insecta, Hemiptera, Aphididae. The record is from the annotation of a GenBank genome assembly.
CUUUAAUCGUGAGUCAUGAACGAGUCAGAUGGAAAAUGUUUUUUUAUGAUUACCGUGGUUUAAGGAUAAUAUUCGUGUUGAUAAGGAGUUCGCUAUCUAUUUGUUUAUAUCCACAAUCUAGUAUUUAUGGUCCUAGUAUAAUAUUGUGGUCUAUUGCAUGAUAUUAACUUAAUUUGCUUGGUAAAAUUGUGUGUAUGUGGAUGAUUUGCAUUCGUUUUAUCUGAGAAUGUCACGUAAGUCUUAUGUAAACUAAUUUUGAAUAUUUUUGUUACAUAUUCUAAUAAAUAACUAUUCAAUAAUGGUAAUGGUGCUGACUUAAUUGCUUUGAUUCAUACCGCCUUCAAUGGUAUACCUUACAGUUACUGUAUGAAUCUAGAGAUAAAUAUAUUUGAACUGUUACCAUGGCUUACCAUACAUUACGACAGGAAUAUAUGCAAAUGCCACCUGUCACAAGAGCUUAUACAACAGCUUGUGUACUUACUACAAUAGCGGUCGUAAGUCAACCAUUUUCAUAUAGUUUGGUUACAAUUAGAUGAAAAUAAUAAUACUAUUAAUUUUACUUCUAGCAGUUGGACGUGGUUUCUCCAUUUCAAUUGUAUUUCAAUCCAUUACUAAUACUAAAACAAUUUCAAGUAUGUAAUAAUAUUACAUUUAAAACUAAAAUAUAAUAGUAUAAUAUGUUGCAUUGAUUGUACAACAAAGGUCCUAAUAAAAAGAGUCACUGUACUAUAAUAUAGUCCCAAUGAAUUGCUAAUAUUUUUCAAAUUUUUUAAUUAAAUUUGAAUUUAUAAAGCUAAAAUCUUAGCCAUAGUUAGAUCAUUGUAUGAAUAAUUGAAAACAGUUUUGUUAUCAAUCUACUGUAAUUUUCAAGAUCUAUACAUGUAGCUCACAUGGUGUCAUAAUGCUUUAAUUGAUCUGUUGAUAGUUUAGUGGAGUUUAAUCAAAAUAAUGAAAUAUUAAACUCAAUGUAAUACAUAUUAAUAAUCAACAGAUAACUGGUGGUAGAAUUAAGAAUAUCAUUUUGCAGUAUUUUUAUGGGGCUCAAUUUGAUGAUUGAUAAUGCGAGUUGCCGAUAAAAUUGUAUUAUUAUUUUAACAGUGUAUGAAAUUCUUAUUAUAGAAUUGUAUUAUCAAUAUUAUUUUAUAAUAGAUCAUUAAAAUUAUGGUAGAUCACUUAUGAUACCAUUACCAAAUAAUAAUUUUUAUUUAUCUAUCUUUGAAAAGUUUUUAUUGAUAAUCUUUUAAAAAGCCUCAGAUUUCUCAGUAACUUGUUACCCAGAGUUAUAUAAAUAACUAUCAGUAAUUAAACUCAAAACAAUUAGUUUAUAAUCCAUAAUUUAAAAAUUACAUAAAUGAAAUUAAAGAAUGAUGAGGAUAUAAACAAUUUGGAAAAAUGAAUACUGAAUCAGCAAUAUUCGAGAUAUUAGAGAAUGUUUCGUGAAAUAAAAAUCUGGUAGGUUAAGUUAGGCAGGAAGAUACGCAGUGGAUCGUGUAAUGUACACUGUACAGCUGAUUUUAAGAGCAAUGAAAAAGAAAAAACCUGUAGGUCCAGAUGGUAUACCAAUUAAAGUAUAACAAAAGGUAUGGAAGUUAUAGACUGGUUAAAUGAUUUUGUUUAAUAAAGUGAAAGGGAAAAUGCUAGAUGAGUAGAGGAAGAGUUUUGUAAUACUUAUUUUUAAAGGGAAGGAAAAUGUAAAAGAAUAAAAUUGGUGAAUCAUAAUAUGAAGAUAUGAAAAAAAAAUUAAAAAAAGAGAAUUAGAAGUGAAACAUCAAUAUCUAAGAAACAGUUUGAUUUUAUGUCACGGAAAUUGACUAUGUACUAUUAAGUGUGGUUGGAGAAAGUGGAGAGAAGCGUUAGGUAUUUUGUGUGAAGAAAAUUCCAAUGAGACUUAAAGGUAAGUUCUUCAAAAGUAUGGUGGGACAAGUAAUAUUGUAUGGUCCGGAAUCAUAGGCACCGACUUCACGGGGGCAUAGCCCCUGUACUUCAAUUAUAAAGUAGGUAAAACGUAAAAAUUUUGCUUUUGUGUAUAAAAGAAUACUAUGUAAAAUAGUUUAAGUUUCUUAUGUGUUCCUGUGCUAAAAUCCAAAAGUCUACGCCCGUGUAUGGUAGACAGAAAAAAUAUAACAGAAUGAGUGUUACAGAUAUGAGAAUGUUUAAGGGGAUGAGAAGAGGGACAAGAGGUGGAAUGAUUACAUAAGAGGUAGCUUUGAUAGUACACAAAAUGAGAGAAAAUAGAGAUGGUUCGUGGGCAUGUCACUGGAAGAAAAGAAUCUGAAAUAGUAAAAAUUAUAAUGGAUAUAUGGAUAGGAGGAAAGAAAAGAAGAGAAAGACCAAAUAAGUAAUUAGAUGUGAUUCAGAAUGAUAUGAGAACAGCAGGUGUAUGAGAGGAUGAUGUGGGGAAUUGGGCCAAGUGGAAGUUUAAGACAAGGGUGGCUGACUCCAAAUAUUUGGGAUGAAGGGGAAAGAUAAGAAAAUAUUAAUACAAUGAAAGUUGAAGUAAAUUCAAACUUAUUUAAAACAGCAACUGGUUAACAUCUCAAUAUUAAUAGGUUUUAGUAAUCAAAACCUUAGGAAAAUAUUUAUUAUAGUAUAAUAAAUAGAGAAUAAAUUAUGAGUUAUGAUUUUACCAAUUAUAAUUAAUAAAACUGAAGUUAGUGCACAUAAUUGAAAAUUAUUUUCUUUAAAUUGCCUUGUAUUGAAAUAAUUGAAACUUUUAAUACAUAGAGACUUUCAGUAUAGAGUCAUUUAGAUUGUUGCAAUCUUAUGUUUUUCAGAUAUGGAGAGUGCUAACAACUUUUUUAUUCUUUGGAAAUAUUGGUUUUAAUUUUCUAUUUAACAUGAUUUUCACAUAUCGUUAUUGCCGUAUGCUUGAAGAAGGAUCGUUUCGCUCUAGAACUGCUGAUUUUGUUAUGAUGUUUUUAUUUGGUGCUACUUCAAUGAUUGUAUCCUUUUUUAAGAUUAAUUAUAUUAAAUUUUUUUUACAUGACAUAAGGUAAGUGCAAUAAGUCUAGAAGGAUUUUUAUUUGAAAUUGUUAAAAUGUGAAAUAAUAAAAUAAUGAACAAUUUUCAAAAUAUAUUCCUAUGAAAUUUAAGUGUUUUCCAGUGUAUUGUUAUUUAAUACAUUGAUCAAUUAUCUAUAAUACACUCAUUAUUUCAGAAAGUAUUCAGAUACUUUUUCUAAAUUAUUUUGUUAUUGGACAAUUUAAGAAACAAGCAGAUCUAAAAUGUUGCACUACUAUUAUAUUUUGUUACUCUUUUGACAGUUAAACCACUACUCACUUUUUAUUUUUAAAUAUCAAUCUAUACUAAAAAUUACUUAAAGAGAUAAAGUUUUAUUGUUGGUGUUGAUACAUUUAAUUUUUGUCAAUUUAAUGAUGAGAUAUUCUACUUUCAAAUUUAGGUAGUGUGAGAGAGUAGUGUUAUGCUGCUACAUAAAUGAUGCUCCACUUCAUUUCUCCUACCCAAACUUAAAAGUGAUAUAUUUUGUUAUAAUGUGUGUAGUAAUGAGCGUCUCAAAUGUUUAUCAUCUUGCAUAGAAUCAAAUGAAUUAGUUUAAUAUUUAAAAGAUUCAGUUUUCCAAAAGUACUCAAGUAAUAUUUAUAAUAAUAUUGAACCUUUAUGUAAUACAUCAAUAAAUAUAAUUAAUAUUAUUACUAAUAAGUAAAGUCUGGAUUUUUACAUACUGUGAUUGAUGUAGUUUUAUAUAGAAUGUGGACAUUUUGUUCAACACAGAGUUCACAAGAAAACAAUUUUUGUAUAUUUGAAAAUAUUUUAGGUAUUAGAGAACAUUUAGUAUACUUAAAAUAUUUUGUGAAUUGCAAAAGAAUAAUAUUAUUUUUUUGUAAUUUUAAAUUAUUAUUUAUUUUAAUAUUAAUGUACCCGAAAAAAAAUAUAAUUUGUAUCAUUUUACAGCCAUAAUUUUUGUAUAUUUUUAAAUUUUUUAGAUAAUUUAAGAGCAUUUUAAGUGUUUUAAAAGAAUUUAAAUCUGGGCUAUACUAAGUAAUUAACCCUGAUGUUAUUUUUUAGAAUAAUUCAAUAGAUAUUAAAAUUAAUAAAAAAUAAUUGUCUUACCAAUAAAAUAAUAAUUUGUUUAAAAAAAGGAACAACUCUUCUUUACCAUGCCAUUUUUUAAAAAAAUUUUUUUUGAAAAAACACAUUUUUUCAAUACUGAAAAAGUUUGAAUUUUUCUGUAAAAACCAUUAUUAAAAAAGUUAAAACAAAAAUUUGUAUGUUUAGAAAUAAUAAUGUUUUCAAGAACCGCUAAAUAAACAAAUACAGAUUAUGUCUGCCAGCUUCGAUCAUCAACUCGAGUGCAGCUUUCUUUGACCCCCCUUUUAAGGGGCUUAUUGACAUAACCCAUAAUCGCAACUUAAAUAGUUCCAAGGAGGGUGUGUUCUAAAUUUGCACCUAAAUCUCAUUAUGUGAGAUCCAGACCUUCAGAAAUCUCAAUUUAUGAGGUUGGUCUCUUGCUAAACCAUAAAAACAACAAACGUCAAAUAGCUAUAACUUCUUUAUAAUAACGGUUACCAUAAACUAAUCAAAUAACUUUAGAAUCAAAGUUGAAAAAUCCUUAAAAAAAAAAAAUUAGGAGGGCAUCUUAAAUGUGAAUUAAAUAAAGGAAAAUGUAGUGCAAAUUUAAUAUUUUAUACUGCCUAAUUUCUUCAUUGAAAAUACAGAAAACUAUUUUAUUAUUUUCUUUAUCAUCAGGUUUAUAUUAUUAAAAUUAGUAAAUAAAUAUCAUAUUCUGCUAUUUAAUAUUAGGUGAAUUAUAAAAACUACUGUUAAUAUAAAUUACAUAAAAUCUUAACUCAUAAUUUUUUUAAAUAAAAUGUUUACCAUUGUUUUUGUGUUUUAGGGUAUUCUUUCUAUAGUAUCAGUUUAUUCAAUCGCAAAUAUUUCUUUACUAUUUUAAUUAGAUAUGGGCAUUUUUCAUAAACUUGUUAUUCUUAGGACAAGCAUUGACAAUUAUGUUGGUAUAUAUUUGGUCUCGAAGAAAUCCUUAUGUCAGAAUGAAUUUCUUUGGCGUAUUAAACUUCCAGGUGAAUAUUUAAUUUGAUAUUUGCUGUAUAACAUACAAUAGAUAUGUAUAUAUUUUAAAUACUCAUAAAUAUAAAGUGAAUAUGUAAAAUAAUAUAUAAUAUAUUAUACCGAACACCUUAUUUUUUUUUUUUUGUAUUUUUUAUAAUAAUCUUUUAAGAUAGUCUAAAACAAUUCUACACAUUUUAUGUUUAGCACUAUGGUUUUUAAAAUUUAAAAUUGUUAUUAAAUGUAAUAGGUAUAGUACUAUUAAAUUUAUUCAAUAUUUAAUGAUUUUAUUUAGCACUAACAAUUCAAAUUCAUUAAGCCCUUAUAUUUUGUGUGACAUGUUUUACUUAUUAAAUAAUAAUUUGAAUCUAUUGUAAAAUUAUUAGUUAUUCUGCAAUGCUUUGCUUAUCCACGGUAUUGAAUGGAAAAAUAAAAUAAGCAUCAGACCUCUAUGUUAGUUUUAUGAACAUACAGACAAUUCUUUAAUUAGUGAAUUCCCAUCAUGCUUGUCUAUGAUGUUGCCCAUUAUACUUCAAUUAAUACAAACAAUAAUAACUGUAGAAAAGUAAAAUAUUCAAACUUUUUAUAUUAAUAUUGUUAUUUUCAAUUCUUGGAAUGUAUUGAUUUUACAAUGGUAUUUGUUAUUUUAUUUUUCUAUCUAUCAACUUUACAAUCAGAAAUUUUGCUCCAAUUUUCAAGUGUAGUACUUUUUUUGAAAGCAAAUUUGAUUGGGGUUGUAUUUUAAGGAAUUCAAUUUUUGAUUUUCCCAUGAGUUUUUUAUCAUAAAUGGAAAUAAAAGGGAAAAUUAACAAAAUUUAUUAUUUUCAAAUAGUAAAUACUACGGCCUUUUAAAAUAUGUACAACCGAAUUCUAUUCAGAAUUGUGUUUUUGUUAGCAAUGGUUGAUCUGUACAUACAUAGGUACAUUAAAUUUCUCAUCAUAGGAAAUAUUUCCUUUGUUUUUUUUUAAUUAAAAAUUUAAUAAUGUUCUUAUGUAUAUUAAUUUUAUGCUAUUUUGUUAUUAGGCUCCAUAUUUACCAUGGGUAUUGCUUGGUUUUUCAAUUCUUUUGGGCAAUACACCGUGGAUAGAUCUGAUGGGAAUUAUCGUCGGCCAUUGUUAUUAUUAUCUAGAAGAUGUGCUUCCUCUUUAUGGAGACAAUGUUAAAGUUCUUAAAACACCACAAUUUUUGUAAGGAUUUUGUUUUUAAAAUAUAUUUAUUGGUUAAAUUGCAUUUACAACAUUCAAAAACAAAAAUUGUAAAUAUUUAAUUGGAUAACUUUAUAAGUGUAAUAAAAAUUUUUCCCUUAUACUCUAAAAAUAACAAAAGUAGUGGAACAGUUUUUAAUAUAAUUAGUUAUAUUUUUUCUUUAUGCAUGAAAUUGUAUGCUAUCACAAUAAAAACAAAAUACAAAAUUAAUAAAUAUAAUUCUAAUAAUUUUGGUAACAUAAUACUUAAUAUUAUAAUCUGUUAUUGUAAAUUGAAACCACCAACAUUGAUUUCUAUUGAAAAUAUCUGUAUUUAAAGAUAUUUGUAAUUUAUACCUAGAUGUUAGUAAAACAUGACAAUUGAGAAAGCAGAACAGAAUGGAAUAGAAGAUUGCAAGAUGCGGUGUCUGAAAAGAAUGUUCAAGAUAAGUUGGAUGGAUAGAAUAACAAAUGAAAAAUUAUGGGAGAGAAUAAUGGUGAAAAGUUAGAAUAGCAUUAAGAAAAGGAGAAUUAAUGGGUUGACCAUGAAUUAAAAUGUGGUGGGUUCCUUGGACUAAUUAUUAAAGGGUAGUAAAGGAAAAAACUGUAGAGGUAGACCUCGCUUAAGGGUACAGCCAACAGAUAUUGAAAGACCAGAAAUGCAAUUUUCAUAAGGAAAUAAAAGGAAGACAUGUAAUAAGAAAGAGUGGAGUAGCUGCAAAAUAAUUUCAGAAUUGAAUACAAAAGAACCUAGAUUUUACAUCAAUUUUUUUUAAAUACAUUUUUCCAGUACUAAAGAAAAACUGAUCAAAAAUACACAACCAAUUCUUAUAACUAUAUGUUUAAACUUAUUUCAGCAAUUUAGAUUUUUUUGGCAUAAUGUAUUAAUGUUUUUUUUUCCAACUAGAAAACAUCUCCUCGAUCCAGUACCAGAAGAGGAACAUGUUCCACCACCGGAAUAUCGCCCUGGAGGUUUUAAUUGGGGAAAUGAACCUGAUGCUCCACCGCCUGAAGUUCAACAUGACAAUUGAGUCAAUGUAUAUAAUGUAUACAAAUAUGUCAUGUUAACUGUUAAUUGAGAUUUGUAAAUAUUAACAUUAAAUUUAAUUAACCAAUUAUUUUUAUAGGUAAUUAUUUAUUUAUAUGCAUGUUUGUUUAUACUUCUUUAUUCAAAAAUCAGAUUGUGUAUAAACUUUCUAAUAUUACUUUUUUUUUUUUUUUAAAUACAAAUUUUGAGGAAAUCAAUUAAGUAUAAACAAAUUUCACAACAUUAGUAAUAACUAUGAAAACAGUACAGGGUGCUUAUAGAAAUAUGUAUGAUGUAAAAAAAGAAAUACACUUAUUAAAUAAUAUUGGUAUAUCAAUAAAGUAUCCAAAUAUGCAUAAUAAUUUGUUUUUUUUUUUUUUAAUAUAUAUAUAUAAAUUAAAAGUAACAAGGUAUCUCUUUAUUAUAAUUUAUAACUAUUAUCACUAUACAUAUAUUUCUUUAAAUGCUUUAGUUUUAUAUAUAAAAAAAAUAAUACAUAUAUUAAAGAUAUAUUAUGCAAUUUUUCACAAAUUAUGACUAGAUUUUACAAUUAAUUGAUCCAUUGUUAAAACAUACAUAGAGAAUAAUAUUUAAGGUUUUUAAAAGUCAAAAUGGCUAAACUUCUAACAAAUUUAAUUAUUUACUAUAUUAAACAUAAUAUCCUACAACACCCUGUAACACACACAUUUGUAAGUAACAUAAAUGCUUUUGAUAACUCUUAAAAAGAAUUUAUGUAUAUAUAUAUAAUUAUUUACAUCAGUUAAUUUCAGUUUAAUAUACAGAAUGCACAUGAUAAUAAUUUACCAUAAUAUACAUUUAAAAAAUGGAAAGUUAAAAAGAAAGCUACAUCUUUAAACAGAUAUUUCAUAAUUUUUAUCAUAAGAACUUUUUCGAUCAGGACUUCCACCAUCAGUGCUAUUUCCCCUAUUAAUUGACAUUUCCAUAGCAUCAUGGUCCAAUGCCCUGGCAAAAGACAUCGGUCUUCUAGUCUGUACAGGUGGAGGUUUUUUCUUACCGACAGGUGAAGGUUGAGGUGGAUAUACUGGAACCCCUCCACGAACUGGAUAAUAACUUUUUGUAGUUGGACUAGUAGGAUUAGAUCUAUAAUCAUUAUGUGCUGCACAAUAGUUAAAAGUAGGCGCUUGUCUGGAUACGUAGUAAGAUCCAGCUGUACCAGGAGUGUCUUUCCAAGUAUAUACACCUCGUUGUGGAGAUCCAGCCAACUCUUGAAUAUUGUCUACUGUAUUAUUUAUACGAGGGUAAGAAGGUGGCCUUUCGUGGUCUCGUAGAAUGUCCCCUUCAGACAAAAACCUUCUUUGGGGACUGCGCUCUUGAUAUUCAUAAUGUUUAACAGAAGAAGCAACACUAAUAAAAUCUGGUCGUUUUACUUGAGUUGGAGUACCUGGAUUUGAUCUAAAAAAUAAUAAAAAAUACUUAAUACAGUGGAUUCUACUCAAUAUGUCCACUGGUUAAUGCAGAUGCCCGCCUAAAAUGGGAAUAUUGCUCUAGUUCCGAUUUCGAAUGUAUAAUGAUAUGCAUUUCAAUUAAAAUGUGCAACCGCUUAAUGUGUCCUAACAUGCCCGCAUUAAGCGGAAUCCACUGUACUGUAUUUACAUUCAGUUAUAAUUAAUGAUAAAUUAUUAGUUAAAGUGUUUAAAAACUUCA